CUUAUCAUUUAUCACUUGUUAACAUAUGUUUUGAUGUCUAUAAUAAUAAUAAAAGUAAAAUAUUGUGGCGUCGAACUGUGUCAGUGUGUUGCUGUAACUUGUAAAUCCAGUUUCGUCUUUAGGUUAUCGUCACUUUUUUCAGGUUACUUUUUGUUUUCGAAUCCCUUUUGGAAAAAUUGGCUUGGGAAACAGUGAAAGUUGGCCAAGAGAGGGAGAGAAGCCACUGUUAUGUUUGGGCGCGACUACCGUUCACCUGUCGUGAAAGCGGCGCAUGGCCACUGCCGAACGGCGUCGUUGCACAUGUCAACUCAAGCCGCAGUCGACGGCCGCGCGUUUAGUUUGCCGCACAUUGUCGAUAAUGGACUGAACAGCCCGCGAUAACGACGCUGACAUUUGACAUUAUUUGCAGUUGUAGUCAUUAUAGUGUUAAUAGUUUCUACUACUUUUAUUAUUGUUAUUAACAAUACAACAUAGUAACGGUGUGCCGAAAGUGUCGGCCGCCAAUUUUUGUUAAGAUUCUACCACGACUGUUGCGGACGACGAUGAGCGAAACCAAACUUUUAAUAAGCAACGACAUGGUCGCCUCAAAAGAUAUGCUAAACCCGUUCGUUCAUCAUCUGGAAUUGACAUCCACCUACGACAAACUCAAGACUGCCUUCUUUACUAUCGUCGUUCUUCCCAUAAGAAUUGCGGCCAUUAUGUUUUUAUUGACGGUGGCGUGGAUGUUGGCCACCAUCGGGCUGAUUGGAAUAAGUCAUAACGAUUUAUCUGAAAAGCCACUCUCUGGAUGGCGACGUGGGCUCAGGCGUGCAGUUUACGCGGUUACCCGACUUAUGUUCUUCGCUGUUGGGUUUCAUCGGAUACGCGUGUUCGGCAAACAGGCCACGCGGCAGCAAGCGCCCGUACUAGUCGUGGCACCUCAUUCUUCGUUUUGCGACGGUCUAGCCGCAAUUGCAGCAGGCGGACCAACUAUUGUGGCCAAGGAAGAGAAUUCGUCUUUACCAAUCAUUGGAAGAGUAAUCAACUUCACACAGCCUGUAUAUGUGCGAAGAGACGACCCAGAAUCCAGACAGCACACAAUACAAGAGAUCAUUCGCCGCGUGAAAUCCGACCAGGACUGGCCUCAGAUUCUCAUAUUUCCAGAAGGAACUUGCACUAAUCGUUCGUGUUUAAUCACAUUCAAACCGGGUGCGUUUUAUCCAGCAGUUCCAGUACAACCGGUUCUACUGCGCUACCCAAACAAACUUGACACUGUCACAUGGACUUGGGACGGCCCUGGAGCGCUGAAACUCUUGUGGCUGACAAUGACCCGACCGGCGACAACCGUGGAAGUGGAAUUUUUGCCCGUUUACGUUCCUAGUGAGUACGAAAAGCAAAACCCCAAAGUUUUCGCCGAAGGCGUCCGCAAUGUGAUGGCCAAAGCUCUCGCAGUGCCUACAGCGGAUUACACGUACGACGAUUGUAGAGUGGCCGUCAAAGCGGGCCAACUUAAUCUUCCCAUGUCCUCCAACUUGAUCACAAUCGAAAGACUUAGAAGCCGAUUAGGAUUGACGCGCAUCAAGCUGGAUGAUUCCGCUCUGGCAAAGAACAUGUUACUGUUCCAGAACCAUAUGGGCUAUCCGGUAGACUUGUCAGAGUUCGCUAAACAUUUAAAUGUGCCCGUUGACGACAGCUCCCUUGUCGGCUUGUUCAAAAUGCACCAAGAGGACGAAAAUUCGGCGAUGAUUGAUUUCAAAAAAUACUUAUUGGCGGAAUAUAUCCUACAGAAAGCGGUUACCAAAGAAGACCUAGUAGUUUUGGCGUUCAAGCUGUACGGCGGGUGUUUUAACAAAGAAAUGUUUGAGUAUGUGUUAAACCUCAUGUAUAAUACCCCGAAACCCGAAGCGUCGGUUCUGUACAGAGAGAUGACUAACAAGCCGGACGAAAUAAGACUGUCCGAUUACAUGCAAUAUGGGAAAAGUCAUCCGGACAAAAUUGUGCUACUGCAAAACCACAGCAUGAGUUCGGCACCUCGGGCAGUGGCGGAUUUCUCAGUGCUCGGACACCCUGACGAGGAAAAGAAGUAUCAAUGACAUACGGAAACAUCACCGAGUACAAUAGUACCUGUCGCAGACUGAAUGAAGUUAAUUAUUAUUAAAGGUUUCAUCAUUUUCCUCGCUCGUCUCACAAUAACGUUAUUAUUAUUAUUAUAUAUUGUAUUAUUACAUAUUUGUUACUUUGUUACGUUGUGCAUAUAAAUGUGUUGCACAGUGUCUAGUGUUUAAGUGCUUAGACUUUCCCAACAUGACCGUCAAUGCUUUUAGGAAAAUUCACGUUUGUCCUUGAUAUAUGUUUUGUACAUGCAAUCAGCAACUUUUUCUUGUUCUAGCUCUUUACAUUUUAUCUUUUGCAAUGCUGUGUGUAAAUAUUGUUCACUGUUUAUUGAAAUUACCAUCUCUGGAUUUUCUACAUAACACCACUGCAUUUACAUUUACUCAUAUUUUAUACAGUUUUUUUUUAAAUGAGUGCUAUAUAUAUAUAUAUAUAUUACAAUAAAAUUAAAACAGAUUUUCCUACGAAUUUUGACUUUCUAUAUGUAAAUAUAUAUACUGUGUAAAGAAAAAAGUAACUAUCGUGAUUAUCUUUACUCAAUUAUAUUUGUUUGUUCGUGUUCCUC
Molecule: messenger RNA, 2656 nt
Organism: Adelges cooleyi (spruce gall adelgid)
Lineage: Eukaryota; Metazoa; Arthropoda; Insecta; Hemiptera; Adelgidae
Gene: LPCAT
Product: lysophosphatidylcholine acyltransferase
Exons: 12
Coding region: 543-2072 (509 amino acids)
Source: RefSeq, a predicted model, not a curated record